Aspergillus viridinutans is the source of this 5931-nucleotide messenger RNA. RefSeq lists its product as uncharacterized. The record is from RefSeq and is a predicted model, not a curated record. Gene Ontology annotation, molecular function: protein binding; catalytic activity. The coding region runs from base 1 to 5931 and encodes 1976 amino acids. The transcript has a single exon. NCBI's taxonomy places the organism in Eukaryota, Fungi, Ascomycota, Eurotiomycetes, Eurotiales, Aspergillaceae. Gene Ontology annotation, biological process: nucleoside metabolic process.
AUGCAUGGAUCGCGAUCGCACUAUGAUUAUACCGUGGCAUGGAUCAGCGCGCUGCCGCUGGAGAUGGCCGCCGCGAGACAGAUGUUCGACCAAUUCCACGACAGACUACCCCAGCCGUUGACCGAUACAAACACCUACACGCUGGGCAGUAUCUGCGGCCACAAUGUGGUUCUGGCAUGUCUUCCGUCCGGUGUCUAUGGUACUACUUCGGCUGCUACAGUCGUCGCUCAAAUGCGCUCUACCUUCCCUAGGCUUCAAUAUGGGCUGCUGGUGGGGAUCGGGGGAGGCGCGCCCAGCGAGAAAGUUGAUAUACGGCUUGGCGAUGUGGUAGUUAGUAAGCCCACGCGCACCUACGGCGGAGUAGUGCAAUAUGACUACGGCAAAACCGUGGCUGGUGGGCGGUUUGAGCGGAGUGGCAUGCUCAACAGGCCUCCUGAAAUACUUCUCACCGCGAUGUCGAAGCUACAGGCAGAGCUGCACUGUCACGAGAACCCAAUAUCUACCUUACUCCUGGAGCGAUCCCAGGCAAAUGGAGGAAUUGGCUCGAGUUUUCCCUGUCCAGGCCAAGGCCGCGACCUGUUGUUUAAGUCGACGUAUGCCCAUGUGGGUUCAGACGAUACAUGCCAGAACUGUGAUGCACGCCAUUUGGUUCCCAGGACAGCCCGUGCAUCUGACGAGCCCGAGAUUCACUAUGGUUUAAUCGCAUCCGCAAACCAGGUUAUGAGGGACGGCCCAACACGCGACAUGCUGACUCGGAACCUCAAUAUUUUAUGCUUUGAGAUGGAAGCAGCGGGGCUGAUGAAUCAUCUUCCCUCCCUUGUGGUUCGUGGUAUUUGCGACUAUUCUGACUCCCACAAACAUAAGGAUUGGCAGCCUUAUGCAGCACUAACGGCAGCUGCUUAUGGCCGUUUACUACUAUCAGUCGUUCCUGUUCCAUCCUCCGGGAAGGAUGAUCACUUUCUCACAAUGGAGGAAAAGGAAUGUUUAGAAAAGCUUUUCCUGACAGACCCCGGAGAUGACCUAAAUGCGCUCAAGCGCAGGAAAGGAGGUCGAGCUGCGGGGACGUGUGAAUGGAUUCUGGAAUCACCAGAAAUCAGGCGAUGGCUUGGGAAAGAAAGUCGAGCUGCAGGGUAUGAAUCGGAUAUUCUGUGGCUUCACGGCAACCCAGGAACAGGCAAAUCAACGAUGGCUAUCACACUCGCCGAAAAGCUGCCCGAAGACCCCUUGCUCGCACGUGGAGAUGCCAUGCUUGCGUACUUCUUCUGCGACUCGAGUUCUGAAAACCACAGAACUGCCACGGCUGUAUUGCGUGGUUUGCUCUAUCAAACAAUCCAGAAACGUCCGUCAUCACUGGGAUCCCUUGUAUCAAAGUAUCGCGGUCACAAGGAUAAGUUAUUCUCCUCUUUCGAUGCUUUGUGGUCAGUCUUGAUGGAAAUUGGGAAUAGCAGCGGGAUGAAAUUGUACUGUAUUAUUGAUGCCUUGGACGAAUGCGACGAUGAAGUGCUGGAAUCUCUCCUACCACAGCUGAACCAAAGCUUUCAACCCAGUGAUUCCCGACACAAUCAGUACGGAAUUCACAUCUUGAUAACAAGCCGUCCGUAUGAAGAAAUCAGAGUACAUUUGGCUGAGUUUCUGAACCAAGACCUUGCUUCUUAUCCUCAGGUCCGCAACGAUCUUGCAAUUUUCAUCGAGCAGAAGGUCGAAGAAUUGAGUGUGAAGAAGCACUACUCUGCAAAUAUUCGCCGCAAUGUUGCCGCAAUCUUGAAUGAUAAGGCUGAGGGAACGUUCCUAUGGGCUGGUUUGGCGUGUGGUGAAUUAGUCAGAGUUCGAUCGAGGGACGCAGUUGCGACACUAGAAAAAUUACCGAGUGGCCUUAGUUCAAUGUACAAAAAGAUGCUUGACAUGGCUGUCGAAGAUCGCCAGGAGGACAAAAGCACGAUCUUCCAGUUAUUGACCGUCAUUGUGAUUGCCCGUCGCCCAUUGACUCUGUUAGAGCUAGCGGAAGCUUGCAAUCUCUAUGAAGCCGAUGACCCGGAAGACCGGGUAGCAUUUGUCCGUGAGGGUGUCUUCGAUUGCCGUCUACUGGUCGUUAUUCAGGAUGACAGGGUGAUGCUGCUCCACAAAUCCGUCAAGGACUUCUUAACUCAUUCUCAGAAUGUCCAUGUCAUCAGUGAGCAGCUAGCUCAUGCGGAGUUCGUUGGCCGUUGCAUUCAUGUCCUGACGCAGGAAUUGGAUGCUGAAAGAUCGGUAAUGUCUUCAAUUCUGGAGAAUGCUACGGGCGACCGUUUGUUCCUGUUUUAUUGCGUGCAACACUGGCCUGAGCAUGCUCAUUUGGCAGGAUCCGAAUUCAAAAUCUCAGAACGCCACGCCGCCUUCUUCGAACUAGACUCCGCAGCACGAGAGAGAUGGUUAGACCUUCUUCGGCAAUCCAAUCUGUCCGUCAGCUAUGUUCCAUUCAAGUUCUCCAUUUUUCACGUUGCGGCGAGAUGGGGCAUUCCUGCCCUCGUUUCCCAUGCACUAUCCAGACAGAGUCGCCUGUGCGAGCCAGGGAACGCAGAAGCGGAAAACUUCCAUCUGCUGCGUGAUCACCUUAUUAAUUCACGUUGUUCGAAUGGGACCACCCCGCUCGAAGAGAGUGCUAUCCAGGGCCAUCUCAACGUGUUCGGCGUUCUGCUGGAUUUGACCAGUGACCUAACGCCCCUGCCCGACGAAGUCAUCGCCGCGGCGAUUAAGAAUCGGCGCAGAGGGGCCGGCCUCGUCAAGCUUUUCAUUGAUAGUAAAAGACUACAGGCUCUCCCAAAGAAAUGUACACGGAUAGCUUCUACCGAAACAUGGGAUUUGCUGCUGGAUUACUUUGGUCUCGACUUUCAUGUUUCUGAAGAAAUGCUUCGGCAUAUUUGCUAUAGUGAAAAUGGCGCCGAUAUAUUGAGGGCAUUGUCAAGGAAGCUGCAACGUCGAUUACCAAUCACCAAGGAAUUUCUUACAGUCGUCGCCUCGCACUGCGACGCAAGGUGUGCGGAGUUUCUGCUGAAUUACGUCGGAAAAACGAUCCCAAUCAGUGCAGACUUCACCUAUGCCGCUUUGAUCAAUAGUAAGCAUGGCCCAGGUAUAAUUGACCUUCUGCUGGCUCGUUGGCAGAGGUGCUUGCUAGUCCUGGAGUGUCCAGAAGAAGACCCCGUUCUGCUAAUCAUGCAGCAGCUGCAGAGGCCCACUUUCAGACCAGAGAAGGUAGCAAAUGUCUUGCGCGUGAUUCAAAACAGAGGGUUCAAACUUUCGCCCUCGAUGGCCCUCGUAAGACUGGUGGCAAACACCGGAGACGCAAAUCUUUGCAAGGAAGUUCUGCAGAAUGGGGAGGCGGUGGCCUUGAUAAAUGAAAGCACCCUAGUCUACGUGGCAGAGCGAAUGACUGCAGAGAUGUUCGACUUCUUCUCGGACACCCUGGGCAGUGAGCUUCCUAUCAGCGCUCGCCUCGUUGAGGCUGCGGCUGCGAAUUUGGAACAUGGAUGGCAGAUUAUCCAAAAACUGUUCAAGCUCUCAGGUGGUAAUCUUCCUGUCUCUGACUUGACUGUUAGCCGUGCAGCACAAAUAGCACAAACGCGGCGGCAUGGCGGUCAAACCCUCAACUUCCUGCUCCAGCAUUUUAAAGACCGCAUUCCGGUCUCACCAAGUGUCGUUAGAUUUGCUGCUGCCUCGGGUAGAGAGGGAUACCCUUUCAUUGAAGCAAUACUCGAUCGCUUAGGAGACAAUGGGUUGACUGCGGAAGCCGACUUGAUUCCCACUGUCAUAUCCGAUGGCAGUGUAGAGCUACUGGUGUUUAUACUGGAUCGAACUGGCGCCUCACUCCCAAUCACCGAGGAGACACUUGCUUUGGCAACCGGUAAUCAUUGGGAUGGCAUACGAAUGGUUAGACUCUUAGCGCAGCGUGUUUGCGGGCUAUUGCCCUGGCACGAAGAAGCGUUCAGAGGAUGUGAUGAAGUCAAUAUCCGUCCGAUCUUCACCGAAUGGUCAAAUGAAGGCACUUUCACACAUGAGAUGAUCCAUGCCGCAGCGAUCUACGUAGCCCAGGAGUCUAUUACACUGGGAGACUCCGUGCAUAAGACUCUCAUCAGUUACUGGAAGCGAGUCGAUUUUGCCGAAGAUAUUGCCCGAAUACUCGUUCAAAGCAAUAAUAUGAAGAUUUUAGCAAAUCUGCUGACUCUAUACAAUGACGUCUCGCUCAUUGACAAGGAGACGAUGCAACUCGCAGCGAAGAAGGAUUCACCUGGGCCCUUGAUCGAUUUAAUGAUUAAACACCGCCGGGAGGAUCUCAUUUUGACGGAGGAGGUUGUCGAGACCGCGGCGGGGCAUUCGUGGAUGAGAAAUGCGGCCAUCACCUUCUUAUUGGAGCAGUACGGAGAGAUGACCCCUGUCUCGGAACAAGCACUCGUCUUUAUGUUGCUAUAUUCCUCCACCAGAAAUUCGACUGUAGCGCGCUUCCUCGAGGGUCGACCGGAUUCAAUCUUGAGGUCGCCGACGAUGCUCAAAGCUGCCGCUGCAGGGGGUAAUCGGCAAAUCGUCGGAAGGAUCCUUGAGUCUUAUCCGUUCGAGAUCACGGAUGAGAUUCUUGAAGCAGCAGUAAGGAAUUCUCCAGGUGUGAAGGAUAUCUUUUGCAUGCUUCUUGCCAAAAGCGGACGUCACAUUACUGAGAGGAUGAUUCAGAUUUCGUCCAAAAGAAGGGUUGAGAGCUAUUCAUUCCUUCUUGACGAGACCAGAGAUAGGAUUCCAAUUAGCACUGAAACACUGUUUGCUGCUCUGAAAGGGCCAUUGAAUGCAGUCGAAACGCUACUCAGAUAUCCCAUUGAUGUGGACCAGAUUACGGAAGAGAUCUUGGUAAUGGUGGGACGUUGUUUGGAGCCUGAACGGGUAUUCCCCCUUCUCUUCGAACGAUUCGAAGACCAGAUAAAUAUCACCGAAAAGGUCGUUGCAGCCACAAUCGAAAGUUCUCGUAACAGUCUAUUCAUUGCAAAGUUACUGAGCCGUCUCGAUCGCGCGACGCCUCUCACUGAGGCAGUGCUAGUCGCCGCGGCAAAAAGCAAGCUGCCUACACCUGAGCUCAUUGAGCUUUUUACUCGACUCCUGAGCAUGCUCGGAGAUGAUAGGGUCAUUACAGAAGCGACAUUUGUUGCCGCGGCCGGCAACAAAUCGAAUGGUGCAUGGAUAAUGCAGCUGCUACUCAGUCGUAGGGGUGAUUUCGAGAUUACAGCAUUAGUGAGCAAGGCAGCCGUGUUCAAAGAAGACGAUGCGUUCGGCGAUAUACCUCCCUACGUAAUGGAAGCGCUUCUGGAUCUGAAAGGAGACACAGUCCCAAUCACCGAGGAGGUUCUGCUGGCGGCCACUAGGAACCUCACUUAUAGGUACAGCAUCUUCAGAUUAUUGGUAAGAGAAAGAUUCGACUCUGUGCGCGCUUGUCUCGCCCAGAGGCUGUUGCUCACUAUCGCGGCGAGUGGGGAUAUGAUGACUCUGUCACUCUUGGAAAGGAGGUUUGGAACCACAAUCACAAAUGAGCUGCGCUCGAUCUGUCGGUUGUAUAUUGGCGCCCGUGAUGGCAACAGGCGGGCUGUACAGUCCCUUCUCCAUCAAGGGGUGCCGCCAGAUACACGAAGCGCCAGUGGAGAGACUCCCCUUUGGAUGGCAGCAGCCCUUCAGCACGAUUUGAUCGUCAAGGACCUCUUGGCAACAAAAGCGGUAGACGUUGAUGCUGUUUCAAUGACCGGAGACUGGCCACUUAUCAAAGCAGUGCAAACUUACAAUGUCCCUAUUGUACGCCUUUUACUGGCUGCAGGUGCGAAUCCGAACCUGGCCGACAAGGACGGAAAGACAGCCUAUGAUUUAGCAGAGGAGCGGUCCUUCUUGCGAAUGAUGGCUAUCAUGAGAGAAUAUGGGGCUAAGUGA